GUCCGUUUGACACUACACUAUCAACAGAUAGCGCUCUAUCGGGCUAGAAGGUAGAUGAGUAGUUUCACGCUGCACCUGUGUUUCAAUAAAUCGUCAUUCUUAGGAUAUUACAAGCAUGGGGCAAUAACCUAAGUUUGCGCUCUCUUCUUGGGUCAUCGUAUGAUGACUUCUGGCCUGAAUUGCCAGCCGAACGGCGGACGGGAAACCAUGCGUGCCACAUAUCAACAAUAUCUGGUACCAAAUCUGGUGUCCAUCACCAAUUGUCCAUACUAUUGGGGCUCGUUGGAUCGUUUCGAGGCCGAGGCUAUUCUGAAUGAGGCCAAGAAAGAGGGCAGUUUCUUGCUGCGAGAUUCGUCUCAUGCGGAUUACAUCUUUUCCGUGAGCUUCCGGCGUUACAAUCGCUCGAUCCAUGCCCGCAUUGAAGAGAGCCACCAUCGGUUCACCUUUGAUUCGCAGGAUCCGGGCGUGUUUUCGUCCCAGUCCAUCCAAACCUUGAUUAGAUACUUCAUGGAUCCGCGGAAAUGCAUGGUGUUUGAUCCCAUGCUCGUGUAUCCUAUUCAUCGGAAACAUCCUUUGUCUUUGAGAAGCUUAUCAAGAGCCGUCAUCUGUGAUUCCUUGAGAUAUCAAGAUAUUUCAGCCCUAGAAUUGCCUACUUCGUUAAAAGACUUUUUGACGGUUUACAGCUACACCUCAUCGUGAUCAAUUCUGGACGGCCAGCCGCUCUCUCUUUCUCGCUCUCUGGACCACCCACCACCAAAGUAUUACCAACCAUCAACGUCUACCAAAUGACAUUCCAAACGUCAAUCCAAGCGCCACUUUAGGUCCUAAAGUGCUCUUUGAUAAAUCUUAUGCCAAUGACAUUACACGACCUGCCCAGCGAAACCCAAAGCCACUCGUGGCUUCCGUAUUAAUGAUCUAAAUUUGCACUUAGACACUCUUGACCGUCUUGUUAUUUUCAUUCCUUCACACAGAAAAGCUUUUUUAAUGUAUGUCAAUUUGUCAAAUACAAGGUUUCUACAACGCUA
Messenger RNA from Tigriopus californicus, 1025 nucleotides. Its product is annotated as suppressor of cytokine signaling 5-like. Gene Ontology annotation, biological process: phosphatidylinositol phosphate biosynthetic process; intracellular signal transduction. The transcript has a single exon. Gene Ontology annotation, molecular function: 1-phosphatidylinositol-3-kinase regulator activity. Gene Ontology annotation, cellular component: phosphatidylinositol 3-kinase complex. Lineage: Eukaryota; Metazoa; Arthropoda; Copepoda; Harpacticoida; Harpacticidae. Bases 160 to 699 code for a protein of 179 amino acids. The record is from RefSeq and is a predicted model, not a curated record.